Messenger RNA from Rotaria socialis, 258 nucleotides. The record is from the annotation of a GenBank genome assembly. NCBI's taxonomy places the organism in Eukaryota, Metazoa, Rotifera, Eurotatoria, Philodinida, Philodinidae.
AUGCGUCAAUCCGCUGUGAAUAUCAUUUUCAUUGCUACUAUUAUUAUUAUUGUGUAUGUUAAAUUCAAUGAGAGCAAGCCGCUUAGAUUUAAUGGCGUGAACUUAGAUGAACUUGGCUACUAUAAUGAUCAAUCCGAUCUAUCAAAUGCUCCAUUACUGGUUAAAGGAACUCUGGAGAACAUACAGCGGUCUAAACGAAAUUGUUUUCUUUAUGCAUUGAAAUUACAAAAUCGAGCUCCAAAAUGGAUGUGUUGGUAA